Cryphonectria parasitica EP155 is the source of this 5322-nucleotide messenger RNA. Its product is annotated as type II DNA topoisomerase. The record is from RefSeq and is a predicted model, not a curated record. Gene Ontology annotation, cellular component: nucleus. NCBI's taxonomy places the organism in Eukaryota, Fungi, Ascomycota, Sordariomycetes, Diaporthales, Cryphonectriaceae. Gene Ontology annotation, biological process: resolution of meiotic recombination intermediates; sister chromatid segregation; DNA topological change. Bases 1 to 4986 code for a protein of 1661 amino acids. The transcript is spliced from 6 exons. Gene Ontology annotation, molecular function: ATP binding; DNA topoisomerase type II (double strand cut, ATP-hydrolyzing) activity; DNA binding.
AUGGAUUCCGACGUCGAGUCGGCCUUCGAUGAUUUCCAAGACGAGUCAGAUGCCUACUCUCCAGAGCCGAAGGCCGCUGCUGCGAAACCUGCCGCCAAGGCCGCGCCUAAGAAGAUGACCCAGACCACCCUCAAGACCAAGGUGGCGACCAAGAAGCGCGCAAAGCCAGACAGCGACGGCGACGACGAUGAUGAUGGCUCUUUCGACGGCAACAUGUCCAACACCCCCCCUAAUGCCAAGAAGCAAAAGAAGGAGCCUGUCAAGAAGGGUGGCGGCAAGCCCUUAGGCGAGAUCGAGAAUGAUAGCUUUAUGCAGCUCGAUGGGCCCUCAGAGGCCGCGCCCGCCAACAGGAAGACUGCCACCGAGCAGUACAAGAAGCUCAGUCAAGUCGAGCACAUCCUCGUGCGUCCAGAUACCUACAUCGGUUCCAUCGAACGCACCGAGAGCCAGAUGUGGGUCUUCAACAAGGAGAAGUCCUUGAUGGAGUUCAAGUCUGUCAAGCUUGUGCCCGGCUUCUACAAGAUCUUCGACGAAAUCCUUGUGAACGCCGCCGACAACAAGCAGCGCGACAAGGGUAUGAGCUAUAUCAAGAUCACUAUCAACCGAGCAGAGGGCGAGAUUACCGUCGAGAACGACGGCAAGGGUAUCCCUAUAGAGAUGCACGAGAAGGAGGGUAUCUACAUCCCCGAGCUGGUCUUUGGUCAUCUGCUCGCCGGUUCCAAUUUCGACGAUAAUGAGAAGAAGACUGUCGGUGGCCGUAACGGAUACGGUGCAAAGCUUUGCAACGUCUUUAGUACCGAGUUCACCCUCGAGUGUCAGGACUCGACCAACGGCAAAAGGUACAAGACCACUUGGCGGAACAACAUGGGCAAGAUGGACAAGCCCAAGAUCACCUCCAACAAGUCCAAGGACUUCGUCAGGGUGACCUUCAAGCCAGACUUUGCAAAGUUCGCCAUGCAUGAGGGCAUUGACGACGACACCGAGGCCGUCAUGUACAGGCGAGUCUAUGACUUGGCUGGGACGGUCGAGGGCGUCAAGGUCCACCUCAACGGGGAGCACCUCAAGGUCGGCUUCAAGAAGUACUGCGAAAUGUAUGCCAAGGCCAUCGCAAAGGAGCGCCAGGAUGUCGACGCCGACGGUACCGGGCCUGCACCUGCCACCGUGAUUUUUGAGGACACCAAGGCGCAUCAGCGCUGGCAGGUCGGCUUUACAGUGUCGGACGGCUCAUUCCAACAAGUGUCCUUCGUCAACUCGAUCGCCACGACUUCUGGUGGAACGCAUGUCAACUAUAUUGCUGAUCAGAUCUGCGCUGCCCUGCUGAAAGAUCUCACCAAGAAGAUGAAGGGCCACUCCCUCAAGGCGAAUCACAUCCGCAAUCAUAUCUUCAUCUUUGUCAACUGUCUCAUCGACAACCCUGCAUUCACGUCGCAGACCAAGGAGCAGAUGACAACCAAGGUCAGCGCUUUCGGUAGCAAAUGCUCGCUCACUGAUGGGUUCAUCAAGAAGAUCAGGGCGACCGACGCCAUCGACAACAUUUUGCACUUCGCUGAGAAGAAGGCAGACAAGAUGUUGGCCAAGUCGGAUGGAAACAAGCGGUCUCGUAUCAGCAACGAGAAGCUUGUCGAUGCCAACUUGGCGGGGACCAAGCAUGGCCACGAGUGUACCCUGAUUUUGACUGAAGGUGACUCAGCCCGUGGUCUCGCCGUCGCAGGUCGUGCCAUCCUCGACCCGGACCGCAUUGGCGUUUUCCCCCUCCGAGGUAAAAUGCUGAACGUCCGUGAUGCAUCUAUCGACCAGAUCCUCAAGAACCAGGAGAUCAGCAACAUCAAGCAGUUUAUGGGUCUCAAGCACAAGGAGACCUAUACUGACGCCAAGCGCCUGCGCUACGGUCAUUUGAUGAUCAUGGCUGAUCAAGAUCACGACGGUAGUCAUAUCAAGGGUCUCCUCAUCAAUUUCCUUCAGGUGCAAUUCCCUUCACUCCUGCAAAUUCCGGACUUUUUCCGAGAGUUCACGACUCCCGUCGUCAAGGUCUGGCAGGGUCCGAACCCGAAGAAGCCUCUGAAACUGAGGUCUUUCUUCACAAUGCCCGAGUACGAGGACUGGAAAGAGAAGCAUCAUCAUGAGAUCAAUAGAUGGCACUACAAGUACUUCAAGGGUCUGGGAACCAGCACCAAUGAAGAUGCGCAAGUCUACUUCACUGAUCUGGACAACCACCUGAAGGAGUUCCACACCAUGAAGCAGGAGGAGACCGAAUUGUUCGAGCUGGCCUUCUCCAAGAAGAAGGCAGACGCGAGAAAGGAGUGGCUCGGAAAGUUCGUUCCCGGAACAUUUCUGGAUCACUCGACCAAGUCUAUCACAUAUACCGAUUUCGUCAACAAGGAGCUAAUCCUCUUCUCUAUGGCCGACAACCUCCGGUCCAUCCCAUCAGUGGUAGAUGGCCUGAAACCUGGUCAGAGGAAGGUUGUGUUCGCAUGCUUCAAGCGGAACCUGACCAAGGACAAGAAGGUGGUUGAACUGGCUGGCUAUGUCUCUGAGCAGACUGCUUACCACCACGGUGAGGCCUCGCUGCAACAGACCAUCAUUGGCCUCGCGCAGAACUUUGUCGGUUCGAACAACGUCAACAUCCUGGAGCCCAGUGGUAACUUCGGUUCUCGUCUCGCUGGUGGUAGCGAUGCUGCCAGUGCUCGUUACAUCUUUACUCGUCUGUCUCCUUUCGCCCGACGAGUGUUCUCUGCUCUUGACGAGCCGGUCCUCGAAGCACAGUUUGAGGAUGGUAAGCAGAUCGAGCCCAAGGUGUACGCCCCGGUCCUCCCAAUGGUCCUCUGCAAUGGCGCUGAUGGUAUCGGAACUGGUUGGAGCACCUCCAUUCCUAACUACCAUCCCAUGGACAUCAUCAAUAACCUGAAGAGGCGCAUGGGUCGCGUUGACGGCUUAUCUGAGGAGGCGGCCUUCGAGACCAUGACCCCCUGGUUCCGGGGCUGGAAGGGUCAAGCUGAACCUGAAGGUCCUGGCAGGUACAAAUUCAAUGGCAUCGCCACGCAGGACAAACCAAAUGAAGUCCUCGUCACCGAACUGCCCAUUCGUACAUGGACAGAUGACUUCAAAGCGAGACUUGAACAGAUCAUCCGAGGCGACAAGGGCCUCUCCUGGAUCAAGGACUACAAGGAGUUCAACGACCAUCGCAACGUUCACUUCGAGAUCCAGAUAGAUGACAAGGUCGUCAAGAAGGCUAUCGAGGACAACGAUCUGCUUGAGAAGUUUAAGCUGACCAAGUCUAUCGGUACUACGAACCUUGUGGCCUUCGAUCCACGGGGUCAGAUCCGCAAAUACGACAACGUUGAGCAGAUCUUGGAAGAAUUCUACCUGUACCGGCUCGGGCUGUACACUGAACGAAGAGCAUAUUGGCUCCGGGUUCUUGAUGAUGAAUAUGAGAAGCUGAAGAACAUGGCACGUUUCAUCGAGGACAUUAUCAACGGCAAGAUCGUGGUCGCCAAGAAGAAGAAGGCCGUUCUAGUGCAAGAACUUCGCGCAGCCAAGUACAGGCCAUUCCCCAAAGGCCAGAUUGGCAACAAGGUCAAGAACACCGAUGAGGAGAUGGACCAGGACCAGGAUGAUGAUGCGGCCAAGGAUGAUGAGGAAGUCAACACCAAUAUCCCCGGUGCUGGAGACUACGAUUAUCUGCUUUCGAUGCAAAUCUACUCUCUGACUCUCGAACGACUCGAGCGGUUGAAGAAACAAAUCGCCGACAAGAAGGCCGAGAAGGAUGAGCUCGAAGCACUCAGCGAAAAGGACCUCUGGUGCAAGGAUCUCGAUGCUUUUGUCGAGGAAUGGGAGAACCAGAUGCGCCUGGACGACGAGAUCCGCAGCAACAUCAGAAAGAUGGGUCGCCGCGUCUCCAAGAAGAUUGGUGCUGGCAAGGGCGGCAAACGUUCCAAGAACGAGGAUGACGAGUACGACCCAGGCAGCAAGUCCAAGGCCAGGUCCAACAUGAAGACCGGGCGGACUCCGAAUGUCUCUGACGGCGACGGUGGCGAAUUCGCUACCGUAAGUAGGCCCAAGCCUAAAGCGGCACCCGCAAAGAUGCCUUCUCCGAUGGACAUGUCUGAGGACGAUGACGACGACUUCAUCGCCCCAAGCAAGAGCAAUGGCAAGGCUAAGGCAGCACCAGCGAAGAAGCCGUCUCCUGUCGAGGAGGUCAAACCGAGCACUGGCCGCAGCAAACGUGCAGCUGCCUCCAAAGCCAAAAAGUGGGCUUUCGACACAGACGAAGAGUCGGAGAGCGAUGGUGACAAUAUGAUUGGAGACGUCGGCGCCCUAGUCCGGGGCAUCGGUGAGCCUGCCGCGGCCUCGACUAAUGGCAGACUGAGUCUAUUUGCCAUGUCGCGAUCUGAGCACGGCAAUGCUGCAAUGCCCAAGUUGAAGACAAAGCAGGCCCGCGCCAACUUUGACAUGGACAGUCCUGAUGACACCAACUACGAGCUGCUGGCCAAGUCUUCGCCCCAGAAGCCGACCAAGUCCUCCGACAUUGACGAGCUGAUGUCUGAAGACGAGGACGCUCCAGCCACGUCCAAAACCCAGGCCAAGCCUAAACAAGGCAAGGCGCCCCUCAACGUCGUGUCCGCUGGUCCUGCCAAGAAGGUCCGCGGUCGCCCCGCCGGCUCGAAGAACGCCAAAUCCAAGGACGAUGCAAAGCCCACGAAGUUAUCUCCAGCCGCCAAGGCUUAUGCUGCCAAGAACAAAUCCUCUGCAGCUGGUAGCAAGGGCAGGAAGAAGGCAUUCGACUUGAGCGAUGACGAGGACGAUGAUGGCGAUGGCGACGUUCGUAUGGAGGAUUCCCCUCCGGCGCCUGUUGCGCGUGCUGCAAGUGGACGUCCUGGUCGCGCAGCGGCAGCAAAGAAGAAGAGCUACGCUUUGCCUUCGGAGGACGAGGACAUGUCUGACGUUGGCAGCGGUGGCUCAGAUGUCUAUGCUAUGGACUCAGACUGAGUAACUGCUGAGUCUAGCAUGAGGCGCGGGCGUGAUGGGUCACGGGAACCUGACUGGCACAAGACAUGGAGUUGUUUUUUUGUCUUCUCUUGAUUUGGGAUUCACAGUCCGUGAUGUUACGAUAGGACAUGUGUGAUGAGGCAUUAAUCACAACGUCCCAAAUUUCAGAAUUAGUUUUUCGUCCGGGCUUCAAGGAGGGGGCAAUUACUGAGGUUCUUACGACAGAUGACUAGUUAGUGACUUUUGCUUUCUCACUUGUCAUAGUCAUGACGAGAUGUGUGUACAUUAUUUUAAGGCUAAAAUGGGAGACGUAUUCAAUGAAUUGUGUGUGAGAAG